Messenger RNA from Thamnophis elegans (Western terrestrial garter snake), 1638 nucleotides. RefSeq names its product syntaxin 2 (gene STX2). Gene Ontology annotation, molecular function: SNAP receptor activity; SNARE binding. The transcript has 10 exons. Gene Ontology annotation, cellular component: endomembrane system; SNARE complex; synaptic vesicle. The coding region runs from base 169 to 1038 and encodes 289 amino acids. Lineage: Eukaryota; Metazoa; Chordata; Lepidosauria; Squamata; Natricidae. Gene Ontology annotation, biological process: exocytosis; intracellular protein transport; synaptic vesicle fusion to presynaptic active zone membrane. The record is from RefSeq and is a predicted model, not a curated record.
CCUGCGCACUGGGCGGCGGACGGGCAGUGGUUGCCCUGGCAUCGGCGAGCGGGGAGGCGGCGACCGCGCUGUGCCGCCGCUGGAGCCUCCCGGAGCCGGGGACCGCCUGAGGUGGGCAAGGAGCAGCAGAAACACCCGGGGAGAACCGGCUGGAGGAGCUCCGCCAGGAUGAGGGACCGUCUGGCCGAGCUGGCAUCGCGCACUCAAAACGAAGAUGGAGAAGCAACAGUUGUCGUUGAAAGCGACCAUUACAUGGAAGACUUUUUCCUACAGGUCGAGGAAGUUAGGAAAUAUAUCUCCAAAAUCUCAGAUGUUGUAGAAGAAGUGAGGAAGAAACACAGCGUUAUUCUCUCGGCCACACAUCCAAAAGAUAAAACGAAGGAAGAACUCGAAGAAUUGAACAAAGAAAUCAGAAAAACAGCCAAUAUCAUCCGUGCUAAACUGAAGUCCAUGGAACAAAAUUUAGCCCGAGAGGAGAACAUUAACCGAACUUCCGCGGAUGUCCGGAUACGAAAAUCACAGCAUUCAGUGUUGACCCGGAAGUUUGUGGAUGUUAUGACAAUGUAUAACGGAACUCAAACCGUCUUCCGGGAACGCACGAAGGACCAGAUACGCCGUCAGUUGGAGAUAACUGGAAAAACCACCACAGACGAAGAACUGGAAGAAAUGUUGGAAAGCGGCAAUCUUUCCAUUUUCACUUCGGACAUCAUUUUGGACACCAAGCUGACCAGAGCAGCCCUCGAUGAAAUUGAGUCGCGUCAUAAAGACAUUAUAAAACUGGAAUCGAGCAUACAGGAAUUGCACGAAAUGUUCAUGGACAUGGCGAUGCUCGUGGAGGUUCAGGGCGAAAUGGUCAACAGCAUCGAGAAGAACGUGAUGAACGCCGUGGAUUACGUAGAACACGCCAAGGAAGAGACCAAGAAGGCCGUCAAAUACCAAAGUAAAGCUCGUAGAAAAAAAUGGAUUAUUGUCAUUAUUGUGCUGGUGCUGUUGGCUCUCCUGGCUCUAAUAAUUGGCUUGGCCGUUGGGGUGCCAUGAUGCUUAGAUAACUGUCCGUGAGCAACUCUCCCUGCUACCUCUCAGUAAGUACUAAUUGACCAGCUGGCCUCGCCUGUUAACCUUUUUCUAAAACUGUAAUCUGUGUCUUCUCCCUGCGAUGUGGUCUGUAUGCUUGCCUUCUUCCCAGCCUGUCUGACAGCAAAGAAAAAGGCAGAUUUUGCACAGAGGCGUAGACCUCCAGUGGCUAAUGGCCUCUUAAGUAUUUUGUUUUGCAUGUCUUGUGUGCUAAAACCCAUUUGGUUUUGUUCUGCUUUCCUUUCUUCUUUUUUUUUUUUUUUGGAGGCUUGGAAGAUGGACGUUUGAGCUUUUACAGAGAGUUUUUCAUCAGUUUAUUGAAGAGGACGGGAUGAAGGGAGAUUGAGGAUUAAGAUCAACUGUCUGUAAUCCCCUCCUGAUGUAGGCGUGCUUGAUUUCAGCAGAUCUUUUGGGACAGAGAGCACUCUUUAGAUCAGUUGGCUACCCUGUUCCUCCUUGCUUUGAAAUUGCUCACCUCUGUAUUGUUAUGAUGGAAAAUGCCAAAAUGGAAAGAGUGCAAAGAAGAGCAGCGAAGGUUGAUCAGGGGACUGGAGGCCAAAACAU